This is a messenger RNA of Mytilus trossulus (common blue mussel), 3018 nucleotides long. Its product is annotated as helicase POLQ-like. Lineage: Eukaryota; Metazoa; Mollusca; Bivalvia; Mytilida; Mytilidae. The coding region runs from base 18 to 2873 and encodes 951 amino acids. Gene Ontology annotation, molecular function: nucleic acid binding; ATP binding. The record is from RefSeq and is a predicted model, not a curated record. The transcript is spliced from 19 exons.
CUGAACCAAAGUCAGCCAUGGGAAAGGUGAUCAGAAAUUCAGAUACAACCACAGAGCCUCAAGAUUUAAAGCAGGUAACCUUAAUGGAACAAAAACAGAUAGUGCACAAUGAUGAAGCAGAAGAUAGUAUUCUUGACAGUAGUGACUUCCUGUUGGCUGACAUGGACAUAAACUGGUGUGAAGGUCAUGAGGAAAAAUCUGAUGUGAAAUUAAAACCAGACAAGAAAGAUAUUAACAAAGAGCAUGUUAAAACAGAGAAAACGGUUCCUGUUACACCUGUAAAUACUCUUAGAGACAGAAUCAAACAGAGACUACAUAAUAAUGCAGGUGUAAAAACACCUCAGGGACCUGGAUCAGUCAUACAACAACAACAAGAGGAACAACUACAGAAAGUCCAGCAAGAAAUGGAAAGACUGAAAACUAAAGGAAGUACCACAGAUAUUGGUCCAUUUUAUGGUCUUCCGUCUAAAGUUCAACACCUUCUACAGGCACAUAGAGGAAUCACAAAACUUUAUGAUUGGCAAGAUGAAUGUUUGAAUCUACCAGGCGUAAGAGAAGGGAGAAAUCUAAUAUAUUCCUUACCUACAAGUGGUGGGAAAACCUUAGUAGCUGAGAUACUGAUACUUAAACAGAUACUGUGUCAACAAAAAGACGCUAUUAUUAUACUACCAUUUGUUUCUAUAGUACAGGAAAAGGUUAGAAGUAUAUCCACAUUUGCAUUAGAAUUAGAUUUCUUGGUAGAGGAAUAUGCAGGAAGUAAAGGCAGAUUCCCUCCAAUGAAAAGACGGAACAAACGAUCGCUAUAUAUAGCUACAAUAGAGAAAGCUCACUCACUUAUUAACAGCUUAAUAGAGAACAACAGAUUAGAUACUCUAGGAUUGGUUGUUGUAGAUGAACUCCACAUGAUAGGAGAAGGUGGGAGUCGUGGUGCCACUUUAGAGUCAACAUUGCUGAAAAUUAUUCAUAAGCAGAGUAAUACACAGAUUAUAGGAAUGAGUGCUACUUUGAACAAUAUAGAAGACUUACAGAACUUUCUUAAGGCUGAUGUCUACCAUAAUGACUUUAGACCUGUAAAAUUGACAGAGUACCUAAAGUUGCAGGACAACAUUUAUGAGGUGACAUGUAAGACGUCAGAAGAUUUGGUAUCUCACAGAAGGGUUGUUACAUUUCCAUAUUCUUCUGAGCAAACCAAAACAGAUCCAGACCAUUUAAUGGGAUUAGUAUUAGAGGUUAUACCAAAGAAUUCAUGUCUGGUCUUCUGUCCUACAAAGAAAAACUGUGAAAAUGUGGCCAUGAUGUUAUGUAAAAUGUUUGUUAAUAAAAACAGAGAGUUAUGUGACAUAAAGAAAGCUGAAAAGAAAGCAUUAUUAAAAGAACUAUACAGUGAUGGAGAACAGAGAAUUUGUCCUGUUCUGCAAUACACAGUACACUUUGGUAUAGCCUAUCAUCAUAGUGGACUGACAAUGGAUGAGAGACGACUGAUAGAAGAUGCUUACUCAGAAGGAACACUGUGUUUACUGGCCUGUACAAGUACACUGGCAGCUGGUGUUAAUCUACCUGCUAAGAGAGUAAUUUUAAGAAGUCCCUAUGUAGGGAGUACAUUUCUGAGCAGGACUCAGUAUAAACAGAUGACAGGAAGAGCUGGUAGAGCUGGGAUUGAUUCCUCAGGGGAGAGCAUCCUUAUUACCAAAUCUACAGACAGGGAUAAGGUACAAGAAUUGAUAUCUGGACCAAAUGAGAUGUGUUACAGUAGUCUGAUGUAUGAUGGUGGAAAGGGAAUUCGUAGUCUUAUACUAUCUGUGAUAGGCUUACAGGUUACUAAGACCACUUCUGAUGUGUAUGAGUUUAUGAGAAAAACUUUGUUAUCCACUCAAGGAACUACAUGUGAUGUUUCUAUUGUAACCAAAGAUUCACUGCAGAAGUUAAUUGAACUUGGUUUAGUUGUCCAGAAAAGGUCAAUGUCUCAGGGAGAUGAAAACUGUGAUAGUUUUCAUUUAGAAGUUACACCUCUAGGAAGAGCUACUUUUAAAGGCUCUGUAGAUAUUGAUAAUGCCUCCCUACUUUAUAAUGAUUUGAAGAAAGGUGAGGAGUCCCUGGUACUGGCUACCUAUAUACACCUCUUGUUUCUAGUCACUCCUUAUGAUAUGGUAGAUAUGGUCAAACCAUCAUGGAUUAUUUAUUUCCAGCAGCUGUCAGCUUUAGAUAACAUAGAAUUGAAAGCAGCAUCAUUAAUAGGUGUGCCUGAGAGUUACAUAGCCAUGAGAGCUUCUGGACAAUGUUCUAGACAGAAAGUAAAUGAUUUUGUAUUAAAUCGCUUCUACCUCACCCUAAUGUUGUAUGAGUUAUGGAAACAGAAGAGUUUAUGGGAAGUAGCUGACAAGUUUCAGCAACCAAGAGGAUUUAUACAGAAUCUAUUGUCUAGUGCAGCAGGUUUUGCAUCCUGUGUUUUUCAUUUCUGUCAGGAAUUAGAAGAAUUUUGGGCAUACCAAGAUUUGCUAGGAAAUUUUGUAAAAAGACUGUCAUAUUGUGUCACGACAGAAUUAAUUCCCUUGAUGGAAAUUCCAGGUGUCAAACUGGGAAGAGCCAAACAGCUUCAUUCCAGUGGAUAUAAAACAUUAACCCAUGUGGCACAUGCUGAUCCAGUGGACAUUGUUAAAAAUAUUAAACAGAUAUCUAAAAAGGCUGCUAUACAGAUUGUCACUUCUGCAAAGGUUCUUUUGAAUGAAAAAGCAGAAGCAUUGAGGGAGGAAGUUGAAGAACUUAUAAAUGUACCUGAAGGAAGUGUUUCCAUGACAAUGAUUAGUUCUCAGGAAUCUGACAUUCUACCUCCUACCCCUGAUGGUGCAAACUUCUCACAGGAAUCAGUUACAUAACAUAACAGUGAUUAAAUGAAAAACUGUGCCAUUUUAAUUGGAGAAAAGAACUUAUUCUAUAUAUAUAAAAAUGUGUUCAUAAAUAUAGUGAAGUCUAAAGUGCAAUCAGAAGUUGAUCAAUGUUAAUAUUAAAAUUUUAAUUUAA